Molecule: messenger RNA, 1371 nt
Organism: Ceratotherium simum simum (southern white rhinoceros)
Lineage: Eukaryota; Metazoa; Chordata; Mammalia; Perissodactyla; Rhinocerotidae
Source: RefSeq, a predicted model, not a curated record
GGCGGGUCAGCGCGCCGGGCCCGGUUUCCGCUGCCUGCCCGGGACCGCUUACUCUCCACCCAGGUGUGGUUUCCACUACUGGAGAAUGAAACAUGACUGAGGACUCACAGAGAAACUUUCGUUCAGUAUAUUAUGAGAAAGUGGGGUUUCGUGGAGUUGAAGAAAAGAAAUCAUUAGAAAUUCUCCUAAAAGAUGACCGUCUGGAUAUUGAGAAACUUUGUACUUUUAGUCAGAGGUUCCCUCUCCCGUCCAUGUACCGUGCAUUGGUAUGGAAGGUGCUUCUAGGGAUCCUGCCUCCACACCACGAGUCCCAUGCCCAGGUGAUGAUGUAUCGCAAGGAGCAGUACUCUGAUGUCCUUCAUGCCCUGAAAGUCAUUCGCUUUGUCAGUGAUGCCACACCCCAGGUUGAAGUCUUUCUCCGCAUGUAUCAGCUGGAGUCUGGGAAGUUGCCUCGAAGUCCCUCCUUUCCGCUGGAGCCAGAAGGUGAAGUAUUUCUUGCCAUUGCUAAAGCCAUGGAAGAGAUGGUGGAAGAUAGUGUCGACUGUUACUGGAUCAUCCGAUGCUUUGUGAACCAAUUAAAUAGCAAGUACCGGGAUUCCUUACCCCAGUUGCCAAAGGCCUUUGAACAAUACUUGAAUCUGGAAGAUAGCAGACUGCUGAGUCACCUGAAGACGUGUUCUGCAGUGUCCAAACUUCCUUAUGAUCUCUGGUUCAAGAGGUGCUUCGCAGGGUGCUUGCCUGAGUCCAGUUUACAGAGGGUUUGGGAUAAAGUUGUAAGUGGAUCCUGUAAGAUCCUAGUUUUUGUAGCUGUGGAAAUUUUAUUAACCUUUAAAAUAAAAGUAAUGGCACUGAACAGUGCAGAGAAGAUAACAAAGUUUCUGGAAAAUAUUCCCCAGGACAGCUCGGAUGCGAUUGUGAGCAAGGCCAUCGACUUAUGGCACAAACACUGUGGGACCCCGGUACAUUCAGCCUGAACACUCCUGAUGGCUGUGGACGGUCUCCCAGGCCCGCCCUGAGCUUUCUGUUCUUGGGACCCAGGCUACUAAACUGAUUGAAAGUAGAGUUCUUGCUUUGGUGCUCAAGGUGUAAUUUUUUUCCAGUAAAAUUAUUUAAUUAAGAUAUCUGGUGUUGCUGUGUUGUGGAGCAGCAUCUUUUGGUUACACAGAAGUACACAGAAUUCAACUCGGAAUAGCAUUUUAAAAGGGUUUUUAGAAAAUAGCUCCCAGUUUUUAAAGCAGUUCAGUCAGGGUAGGUGGGGGCUUGAACAAGCUGUGCGUGGCCAAGCCUGCUUCUCCCUCAUUAGCACCGAGCUACUUACUUUCUACUGUCUAUUUCUGGAAUAAAGAACAACCUCCUUUUGUUGACAACUCA